Molecule: messenger RNA, 1971 nt
Organism: Chelmon rostratus (copperband butterflyfish)
Lineage: Eukaryota; Metazoa; Chordata; Actinopteri; Chaetodontiformes; Chaetodontidae
Product: zinc finger protein 180-like
Exons: 2
Coding region: 94-1419 (441 amino acids)
Biological process (GO): regulation of transcription by RNA polymerase II
Molecular function (GO): DNA-binding transcription factor activity; RNA polymerase II cis-regulatory region sequence-specific DNA binding
Source: RefSeq, a predicted model, not a curated record
GAUUGAGUGCUUUCAGCUUGAUUAGCUGAGCUCCUCUUCUUGCCAUCCGCCUGCUGUGGCGGAUGUUUUUGUCCCGUAUCUGUCUCCUGAGACAUGGACACCACGAUGUUUCAGCUGCGGUCCUUCGUCCACCAGCGGCUGUACACAGCGGCGGAGGAGAUCCUCGGGGAGGUGGAGAAAACCAUCACGUUAGCUUUGUACGAAGCCGAAGUGAGUCGAUCUAAAGGGGAGGUGGACAGUCUGCGACACCAGCUGGACCUCCUGCGAAAGACAUCAGCUGGAAAGCCUUCACUGACCAGCAGCGCAGCAGAGCAUGAAGACGAGUGUGAUGCCCUGCUGCUGCAGGAGACCCCAGUACCUUCAACACAGCAGGAGUCUAACUUCAGUCUGAGCACCACAGGCCCGGGACCCUCUCAAACCAGCGCAGACGUGGACAAUAAUAUCUGGAGUUACUGCUCGGUUGACUUCAAGACGUCCAGAAUAAAAGAAGAGCAGGAGGAACUUGGGGAUGACAGUCAAACACAGGAGGUUGUUUUUCCUGAAAUUGUGAAAAGCGAGCAAUAUCAGCCAGAGACACAAGCGUUGUACGAAACGCAGCCGGCGUCUUCAGACUGCUCUGCAGCCCUGAGGGAGGACAGUGAGGAAGAUGAGGAGGUGGUGAACAGCAAAGGAGACCAGGCCAAAGCGACAAGAGAGAAAGGAAAGAAGGGCCAGGCAGCGUUGCUGUGUGACAAAUCUAAAAAUGAAAAGGGUUUUUGCCACUUGUGCGGCAAGGGAUUCCAGUACAUCGGCUCUUUGAUGAAGCACAUAAAAACACACGAGAACCGGAGCGACUGCACUGUUUGUGGGAUGACGUGCCAGUCGACAAAAGAGCUGAUAACCCAUUUAAAAGGUUGUCACAACAAGACGGAUUUUUGUGACAUUUGUGGCAAGACGUUUGCCAAUAACCGCUGUCUCCGGCUGCACGAGCGAAUACACACGGGCGUCAAGGAGUUCAUGUGUCAAGAAUGUGGCAAAACGUUUUACCGCCGAGAGCAUCUGACCGUGCACGUGAGGACCCAUUCUGGGGAGAAACCAUAUCACUGUGACAUCUGCGGGAAGGCGUUCAGUCAGAGCCAGAACCUUACGAUUCAUAAGAGGAGUCACUCGGGGGAGAGGCCGUAUCAUUGCGGCUUGUGUGGCAAACUUUUUAACACUAGCAGUCACCUGAAAACACACAUGAGGUACCACUCAGGAGAGAAGCCGUACCCGUGUGAUAUCUGCGGUAAACGCUUUCGCCAAAGCGGGCAGAUGACUCGACACAGGACCACCCACACAGGAGAGAGGCCGUACGCCUGCCACGUCUGCGGUAUGAGAUACAGGUUCGCUCCUAAUCUCAAGAUGCACCUGCAGACUCAUGAGAAGGCGGCCGCAGAGUGACGUCAGCCACGCGGGUCAUCUCUGACCUUGAACGCGAGUUAGAGCGUGUGGCGUAACUCACCUGUCGGCCAUUCGUGACUGCAUCUCAUGUGUGCUUAGAUCGCUGCCAGCCGCUCCAGAAAGCAUAGCCUUCGGUUUGAUUUUGUACACGUCAGCACACAUUGAUUUACUUGAAAUAAGUCAUCUUGCCAUGAACAUUGACGUUGUCAUGGAAAUUUGCUGAAACUUUCAAGUUGGUCCACCUGUUUUCAGUUACCGCGGCUGCCUGGACUUCUGUUCAGGAGUUACAGGCCAUCGUGUCAUGAAUCAGCAUGAACUUAUAAGAGUGAUUAACAUGAAAGCUCUAAUUCUAUAGAGAUCCACAGCUGCAGGUGCAGCCAUGCUGGAUUUCUCCACUUAUUUCUUAGAGGAACAGGCCACCAGGUGACCCUGCCUCCUUCACGCACUGCAGAGCUCAGUCUGACUGAGCUGCUGCCUGCCUGUAGCGCUUCAUGGUGUAAAAUGUUUUAUUAAAAUCUGUAUAACACUCGCUCCAGCACUUUAUCUUUACAA